This is a messenger RNA of Scaptodrosophila lebanonensis, 3845 nucleotides long. RefSeq names its product dual specificity protein phosphatase CDC14A (gene cdc14). Gene Ontology annotation, cellular component: nucleolus; mitotic spindle; spindle pole. Bases 293 to 3556 code for a protein of 1087 amino acids. Gene Ontology annotation, biological process: cilium assembly; positive regulation of cytokinesis; regulation of exit from mitosis. The transcript is spliced from 8 exons. The record is from RefSeq and is a predicted model, not a curated record. Gene Ontology annotation, molecular function: protein tyrosine/serine/threonine phosphatase activity; protein serine/threonine phosphatase activity. Lineage: Eukaryota; Metazoa; Arthropoda; Insecta; Diptera; Drosophilidae.
CUUAGCAGAAAUAUACAAAAUUUAAGUGUAACUUUUUGUUAACCAAAUUUGUUAGUAAUUAACUUUAAAAAAAUCCGUAAAACAAUCAAAAUUGUUGUAGUGUUAUGCAGAGUGAUUAAAUUUUGCAGUCAAGUUGUUUCAAAUAUUGUUGUUGUUCAUGGUGUGUGUGCGUUUUAGUCUUAACACUCUACUACAACAACACAAAUAAAGACGCCGUACCUGCUCUUUUCAUAUUUGUUUAUGCGCUGACUCACAGAGCCAGUGAAAAUAAAAAGGAAAUACAGUAGCAAACAUGAUGCUGGACGAUGAUAAUUCAGAUCUGCUGGUGUGCGCCUCAGAAAUGCAACAAGACCGCCUCUAUUUUGUGGUAUUCAAGAAGAACAUCAAGCCCAAGAAUACGCCCAACACCCACUAUUUCAGUAUAGACGAUGAGUACGUCUAUGAGAACUUUUACAAUGACUUUGGGCCGUUGAACAUCUGCAUGCUUUAUCGCUACUGCACCAGACUCAACACAAAGCUAAGUGCCAAGUGUCACGCGAACAAGAAAAUCGUGCACUACACCUCAAUGAAUCCGGCCAAAAGGCUGAAUGCGGCUUACCUGAUUGGUUCGUAUGCAAUAAUCUUCUUGAAUAAGUCCCCCGAAGAGGCCUACCGCACUCUCGUCUCUGGUGAUAUACCCCCCUAUACGCGUUUCUGUGACGCCUCUUAUGGUCCUAGUAGCUUCAAAAUCUCCCUGUUGGAUUGUCUUAAUGCUGUGCACAAGGGAUUGCUGGCGGGCUUCUACAAUUUCGAUGAUUUCGACGCCGACGAGUACGAAUACUUUGAGCGCGUGGAGAAUGGCGAUUUUAAUUGGAUAGUGCCACAAAAGUUUAUUGCCUUUUGCGGGCCGCAUCAGAAGUCUAAGACGUUGCCCAAUGGCUACCCCUGUCAUGCGCCCGAACGCUACUUCACUUACUUUCGGGAUAAUAAUGUGACCACAGUAAUACGUUUGAACGCCAAGGUCUAUCAUGCAUCGUCAUUUGAGAAUGCUGGGUUUGACCACAAGGACCUGUUCUUCAUCGAUGGCAGCACGCCUAGCGAUGCCAUACUAAAGAAGUUUCUAUCUAUUUGUGAGACAACGAAGGGCGCCAUUGCCGUGCAUUGUAAAGCAGGACUGGGGCGCACGGGUAGUCUGAUUGGUGCCUAUAUCAUGAAGCACUAUAACUUUAGUGCAUUAGAGGCCAUUGCCUGGUUGCGUCUAUGUCGACCUGGUUCGGUUAUUGGACACCAGCAACAGUGGAUGGAGGACAAGCAAAGCUGGCUCUGGGCAGAGGGUGAACGCAUGAGACGUCGCAGCUCGCAUUCUGUACUGCAGCAUAAGUACGGCAUCUACAGCAUGGAGCUAAAGGGGAAACUAAGCGAGGAUUUGCUAGCGCAGGCGCAAGCUGAAUCCGAUCUGAAGGCCAAUGAUCACAUGGAUUUGCUGUUGACGCGAGUCAAGGGAAUCUCACAGCGUGUGGACACAAUGCAUUUGCAUGACACACUUGAUGGGGCUGCAGAGCAGUAUGUGAACUCCUCUGCCGGUUGUCGUCUGGCCGAUGGUGAAGACGAUGAGGGCCAAACGGAGGAGGAUGAGACGCAGUAUCAGUCAACUGUGGACGCCAAUUGCAACGCCAACAGCGACAAUGACACCGAUCCACUGAGUAGCACAGCGGCUCCCUCCAGCUACACGAUUUCCACACGUCGUCGCAAAUCGCCAUCAGGUGCCAAUAAGCAGACAGUGAUAGCCACUUCACUGCGACGUCUGGUGAAUCCAGGGAGUCGCAGCAGUAGUAACAGCGUGCCGAACAGCCUCUAUUCUACACCUAUACCCACGGAAAACGCAAGCUGCACCGAGAAAAAGCUUCGUAGACCGAGCAAUAGUGUUUUUGAGGCGGCACGCCACACUAUUGCAUCGACGGUCCGUAUGACGCAGACGGCGCUGGAGAAGAAGCACGCAGCGCAGACCCAGGGCGACAAAUUGAAUCAGAUCAAGGCUUUGAGACGCCAACAUUCACGCUCCGUCAAUAUCAAUAGCACAAAUGAACAGGAGACCAAUUUGCGGCACACCCGCGCUCGUUCCCAGUCUCAGCCUUUUCGCAACAAUAACAACAACAACAAUGUGGCGCAUGUGGUUGCCAAUUGCAUAUCCGGCACACCAACAACAACAUCGGUAGCAGCAGCAGCAACUCUUAAUUUAAACAAUAAUAACAACAGCAACAACAGUAAUCUAAGCAAUGCAUUGCAUAACUUUAACAACAACAACAAUAGCACUAACAUCCUAGCCGGAUCGGGCUCAGGUGGUCGAGCUUCGACCGCUGUUGACUCGACCAGUACCGUGCUGAGCACUCGCACCCGCAGUCUUGCCAUCUACAGCAAAAGAAUGGAGUUGAAGCAUCUACGCAAGGCAGAGGUCCACAAUCUACAACAACAGCAGCAACAGCAACAACAGCAAACGCCGCAGGCGGACAACAAACAACUGAAGCCGUACGGUGGUGGGGGUAGCACGUUGUUAAGUGCCACCAUUAGCGAGAGCAAAAUUCCGGUGGUUAGCGGUGGAGCUGGGUCCUCAGCCACCAUACCACCGAGUCGUGGUGUGGCGGCACGCACUUCGCAUCAUCAUAUGACGCUGCGUGGACGAUCGCGCAUACGCUACCAACGCCCUGGAGUUGGGGCCGAGCCACUGCAGCAGGCGCCACCCUGUACGGUGGCAACGGCUCGUUAUUAUCGGGAUGUGUCGGCCAUACCCACCGUAGCUUGUAGCAGCAGCAGCAGCAGCAAUCUGGGGUCUCUGGGUGGUGCUGGUGGUGCCGGUUCUGGUGCAGGUGUUUCAGGUGGUGGUAGUGGUUCCGUUUGCUACAACAUUGCUACGCGUUCGUCGUCUGCCACACUCGAUCACAACUCCAAUCCGUUGCCAACUACCUCCAACAACAGUACAACAAUGGCUUCCAACAACCACUCCAAUAACAAUCUAAAUAAUCAAUCUUCCUCCUCUACACCUCCCAUAGACUCAAGCCGUCUUAGUGGGCGUGCCAGCGCCGAUCUUCAGGCCAUCAUUGAGCAUAACUUUGGCUUGGGCGCGAAACGCAACAAACGCUCCCUCAGCUCCACACGCAUCGAGAAGGACAAGUGCGAUGAGUACAAUACAAAGCUGCUGCGCAAGACAAGCGCCAUGAACAACAACAACAACAACACCAACAACGCUGCUGGCAAAUACACGACGACACCGGCGAUGACAUCCUCAGUUUCAGGUGGUAUCGGAGGAGGCGGCAGCUUUAAGCUAACACGCCGCAUUAUGAGCGAAUCCGGCUCCUCCGCCUCUGCCUCGACAUCAGCAUCGACUUCGGGCAUACCGACGCCCACAGCGACGCAUCCACAAUGCUACCAUACGCAGCCGCAUACGCAUCACCAACAGCACUCACAGCUUUAUCAACUGCCCCGAGCUGCAGGCGGCGGCACCGUCAAGCUCAGUCCGGCCGAGCGCGCGGAGCAACAACAACAGACGACGCUGAAGCUGCGCAAGAAAAUUAGCUAUUGAUGGAAAGAGCUGUCCUGUCGCUGGAAAAUUCCUGUUUGCCGGUGUCUCUUUUGUAAAAAAUAAAAUUAUACUCCGAUUCUGGCCUGCAGUAAAAUUUAAUGCUAACCCAUAUACAUAACUGUAUUUGUGACCUAAGUAGGAUUGUGUUAAUCGUUCGAGGCAAUGCCUUAGCAAAAGAACCAAAACUGUUUGCAAUAUUUUUUAGGAUUGUUCACCAUACACUUUUGUUAUCAUGAACAUUUUUUUUACAUGACUGAAUAUAUAAUCUCACUUUUGAUAUUUAGAAUAA